Molecule: messenger RNA, 300 nt
Organism: Penicillium daleae
Lineage: Eukaryota; Fungi; Ascomycota; Eurotiomycetes; Eurotiales; Aspergillaceae
Exons: 2
Coding region: 1-300 (99 amino acids)
Source: RefSeq, a predicted model, not a curated record
AUGGCCCCAAGCAUCACAACCGCAAUGGAUGGCACGAUAGAGCUUCUCAAACGUGACGCCAGCUCACCCUCAAACUUCCCUCUCUAUGUCUUUGCCAUUAUUGUUGGCUGUGUUGCAAUCGUUCUCAUUGGAUUCGGCAUCUGGACCAUGUACCACGGAAUGGAAGACGGAACAUUCCACGACAUCGGCUACGAGCAACGAAAAUACUUGCGUGAAGUGCGACAGAGAAACAUCAACAGUCUGGCAGCCAUAGCAAGAAGGCCGGACAUGAUUGUCCCUAUUGAGGAAUUGAAUUAUUGA